This is a messenger RNA of Larimichthys crocea (large yellow croaker), 1844 nucleotides long. RefSeq names its product programmed cell death 7 (gene pdcd7). The transcript is spliced from 5 exons. NCBI's taxonomy places the organism in Eukaryota, Metazoa, Chordata, Actinopteri, Sciaenidae. Gene Ontology annotation, cellular component: U12-type spliceosomal complex. The record is from RefSeq and is a predicted model, not a curated record. Bases 65 to 1612 code for a protein of 515 amino acids.
CGGUAUAUGCAACUAUAAGGAUGCCGACUGCCGUAAAACACCAAAGAAGAAGAAGAACGACGACAUGGCCGACACAUAUCACCACCCUCCGUCAGACAACCAGCAGCCUCCUGUCUAUAAUAGCAGCUAUCUGGAGACACCAUACAGCGCUAACGGACAACCGCCGACACAGCCGGAUCCCACCGCCCAACGGUGGGCACCUUCACAGGGGUACGGUGGUCGCCCGUACGGAUUCAGGUGCGAUUUCCCCGCACCGUCUUCUGCAGGGGUGGCUUUCGGAGGGCCUUGCUUAGCCUAUCCGUAUGAAUAUGAUCCAUCUGUCCCCUGUCCACAACCCAGACACUUCCCUAACAUGGUGCCCACCGCUCCAGGAAACACACACAGCAGCUCAGCAUUUCAAACAUUCCCUCAGCAGUAUGGGCUGGAUUCCAGUCUGAAACAACAGCAUGGAUAUGAAGGUUUCUUCGAGAGUGGCGCUCCAUUUGGCUGCUCUCUGUUUCCUCCGCAGGACAAGGACCGAACACGAGCUGAGGAUAAAACAGCCGUUCAGGGGAAGCAGGAUCAACAGUGGCUCAGACGAUUCAUACAAAGCAGCGACAAAACCUCUAGGAUCCCACAAAGCAAACAGCAGCAGCAGCAGCCCUGCUGUGUUCCUGAGCUGAGACAGGUUCUCUACACGGCAGCUCUGCUCGUCUCACAGCUGGCAAAGUCCUGUGAAACUCUGAGGAACAACGUCGAGAAUGACUCUGUGUGGAUGGACUCUUAUUUAAUGGCUUUAAACGUGAAGAGGCAACUACAGGACAAGCUCCUCAAUGACAGUUGUUUAGAUAGCUGGAAAGGUAAAUUGUCUUCUGUUGCUAGGAGGAGGUCCCAGCGACUGAGAGCCAGGAAAUCACUGCAGAUGGAGGAGAAAGAGAAAGAGGAGUGCAUCUCUGCGAGAGAGGCUGACAUAGAUACAUGGAGGAUGAAGCAGAUACGCCAUGUAGAGGAGAAGAAAAAGGAGCAGGAGCUGAAGCUGGCUGCAGACGCUGUUCUCUGUGAGGUGAGGAAGAAGCAGGCAGACGUGAAGAGGAUGCAGGAUGUCAUGAGAUCUUUGGAGAAACUGCGCAGACUGAGGAAAGAGGCAGCUUCGAGAAAAGGUAUCAUCACUGAGCAAGAAUGUGAAGAGUCUUUCAGCAGCCAGCUGCAGCAGCUGAGGGGUGUGUUGAUGAAGAGGACAGCAGUUUACUCAGCAGAGGAGAAAGCUCUGAUGGUGAUGCUGGAAGGAGAACAGGAGGAGGAGAAGAGGAGAGAGAGGGAGAAACAAGUCAAGAAGGAGAGAGAGAGACAGCUGCACAGGAAGCACACAGUGGACGUCAUGUUGUUUGGAGAUAAAUCUUCAGUUGAUUCUGUUCUGCAGCCCUUCAGAGAAUAUUACACCCAGGCUGAACGCUCACUGCACUCUUUACUACAAAUCAGGCGAGAGUGGGAUGUGUUUGUGGUGGCCUCAGAUCAUCCUGAUGGUUCUCCUGUUCCUCAGAGCUGGAUCCUGCCAGAACCCCCGUCAGUUCCUGCCUGGGCUUCUGCUCUGCACACCGCUGACACUAAGACAGAUACUGCCCAUGUCAAGUAGUGCCUGAUGUCCAACACUCUGUACUAUAAAAUUUUAUAUACUAUAAAUGCAAACAAAUCAGAAGGUGAACGUGUUAGCCUAUAAGAUGACAUAUUGGUAAUUUUAAUGUCACAUCUAAUAAAUGAUGACCAUGGUAAGAAAGAACAAGAUAGCUGUGUUUUUUUAUGUUUGAGUUUUUCUAAUUUUUUCUAAUACUCUGUUCUGUACAAAAUAAAGAAAUCCAUUUUAUUUU